Molecule: messenger RNA, 23216 nt
Organism: Coregonus sp. 'balchen'
Lineage: Eukaryota; Metazoa; Chordata; Actinopteri; Salmoniformes; Salmonidae
Source: the annotation of a GenBank genome assembly
AGUCUUAUCCAGCUGGUCGUACACCGCAGACAGGACAAGACCAUUCGCCACAAGCACAAAGAGUCUCAACUUCCACAGCCCACCAUGCCAAACACCUUUGCCAGUGUACCAAAGCCGGAUAAAGGACAGUGCGUCUCAGCAUAAGAUCAUGUAGAACCAUCAUAAAAUUAAUAUGGAUAUUUUCUAUCAAUCCUCAAAAUCUGUCUGCCUAUAUGAUUUCUCAGAAGAAAUGUAUAUGCUAUACUGGGCUCUGUAGCAUGAAACAGAUGUUAGACAUUCAGAUAUAUCCCCCCAAAAAUGUAUUUGUCAAAAUCUAAAAUACAGGGGAGUGUACAAUAUUUAAUGUUAACUCAAAAAGAGAACUGGGUAUUGAACAAGAAUGUUAUAUAGUAAAAGUAUGAACAGCGUAGUACAGUUCAGUGUGUCUCAGGUGUAGUAAAGUGCAGAGAACUGUAGCUACAGAUUGUUACACCAGAUAAUUUGAUUUAUCCAUUACUGAGAGUUACAGUAUAGGUACUGUUUGGUGUAGCACAGAGAAUAUUCGACCAACCUUAGCAUGGCAAUACUGUCUUCGUCCUCGAAACAGGAGUCUCAUAAAAUGUCUGUGUGCAGUUGCAGGGGGUCCAUUUGAAUUUAGGAAACUUAAAAAUUUGUAACAAGCAUUCGUUGUUACACCCCUGUAAUUACAGACUGCAAUUACCACCAGUUACAUGUUGUUAUUACAGUGUAACUAUGAAUUAUUACAAUUCAUUACAAAACUUGUUACAGUGUAAUAAGGACCCCUUAAAAUGAAGCGUUACCAAAGCUUUGAUACGAGCGUGAUUCACACAAAGGUUAGCAUCAACCUUUUACGGACUGGCUGAGAAUUGCAAGCCCUUAGCUGUUAAUAGUCACAUAGUCACAUAGUCACAGAGCUGACAGAAAGUUUGCUACAGUGCUACUCUUUUAGAUUUGUCAGACUCUGAUUUUUGUUACUGUUGUAAGGACAACAUAGACGUGACAGAUAUGCCGGUGCCGACAGUAUGCCGGUGCAUGCAUGUCCAACCUUUGAGAAAACUGUAGCCAUUGUUUACAUUAUUAAAUCACCUGAGUGAUAUUAGGGCACAUUCAUUAGAAUCCUUGACAACUGUCACUAAAACAUAUAGAGGAAUUGGUCCCACUUUAAACAAAUACAACUUAUAAAGCCUCUAUACACUGAGUAUAAAAAAAACAUUAAGAACACGUGCUCUUUCCAUGACAUAGACCAACCAGGUGAAUCCAGAUGAAAGCUAUGAUCCCUUAUUGACAUCAUUUGUUAAAUCCACUUCAAUCAGUGUAGAUGAAGGGGAGGAGACAGGUUAAAGAUGGAUUUUUAAGCCUUGAGACGAUUGAGACAUGGUUUGUGUAAGUGUGCCAUUCAGAGGAUGAAUGGGCAAGACUAAAGAUUGAAGUGCCUUUGAACGGGGUAUGGUAGUGGGUGCCAGGCACACCGGUUUGUGUCAAGAACUGCAACGCUGCUGUGUUUUUCACGCUCAACCGUUUCCCAUGUGUAUUAAGAAUGGUCCACCACCCAAAGGACAUCCAGCCAACUUGACACAACUGUGGCAAGCAUUGGAGUCAACAUAUGCCAGCAUCCCAGUGGAACGCUUGAGGCUGUUCUGAGGGCAAAAAAGGGGGUAUACUCAGUGUAAAUGCUUCACAAACCACUUAUAAGCGUUUGUCAUACACUAUGACCAACAUGGGCACAUGAACCUCCUCUCUCAACAGGGUACUAUCUCUCCCUAACUAAAAUUAGCCAUUCUUCCCCACACAGAGAAACAUGCAGAGCUACCAGUUCUGCUGCACGCUGGCCAACUUUCGCAUCGAGAAGAUUGGCGGGGCCAGUUCAGCAAGGUGUACAAAGCCACCUACCUUCCAGGUGGCUCUGAAGAAAGUCCAGGUACUGUAAUUAGUCCUUCUUUUUUGGGUGAAUCUCAAUAGUCUAAAGUGGCUUCUUUUCCUUGUAUUCUCUCCUUCAUUUGCACUGAUCUGUAAAACGAUAUGGUGAAUACCUGGUUAUACCAGACAAGCUAUUUGUUUUACCGACAUAGUCCUUUCACAUCAGCGCUGAUUAAGGACUAUUGAGAUACAUCCAAUGGUUGGCAAAGGCUGUGUUCUUCACUUCUGGUCCUGGAAGGCCACAGCUAUUGCAGGUUUUUGUUCCCACCUAUUGCAAGAAAUCACUGAACCAAGUUGGUAAGUGCUUGGAACAGAGGCCUGCACACAGAGGCCUGUUAUGUGUUAAAGAUAGCUGAAGAUUCUGUGGGCUACCUCUGACAAUACAGUCAGAUAACGGUAAUAACUUCUCUGUUCUCCUCUUUAGAUAUUUGAAAUGAUGGACGCCAAGGCUCGCCAGGACUGCAUCAUGGAGAUUGACUUGCUGAAGGUAAAGUUGAUGGAAUGCUUUUUAACUGCCUAAGUCUCUUCAUGGUUUUCUUAUAAUCUGGUUUAACAUUGGGACACACUUGAAAUCAGUAGGUAUAGGUAAGGAAACAUUUUAGAGAUGGGGGUGAGUAGGGCUGUGGCGGUCAUGACAUUUUGUCAGCCGGUGAUUGGUCAAGCAAAUAACUGCAGGUCUCACGGUAAUUGACUGUUAAUUAACAUAAACACAUUUAGCAUCUCCUGGCUUCCACACAUAGCCUACACGCCACUGUUGCAGACCUUUGGACCAUCUACAUUUUAAACAGUCUAAUAAAUCCAUGUAAUAUAACCUUCACCAUCACAAUAAAUCCAUUAUUUAUUUUAGGCAGGUCUAAAGAAACAUGAUAUGAAGAAAAUGUAGUCUAUUUCAGAAGAACAGAAUAGCAUACUCUGCAUUGUCCUUAUGUUAGACCCUGAUCUGGCUAUGCCAUAUGGCUGUGGGCUACACUAGUUCAUUUAGCAGACAAUAUUUGAUUAGAAUUACGUGGCAUUCUUUUAUAGUAUGAAGAAUACAAUUGAACAUAGCUGACUAAAAUAGAAAGGAUAUUUUCUCCAAACGAUUUGAGGGAGUGUGCAUGCAUUGAGCGGUUAACAAAUAAACAGGUACUCCUAUAUGCUUAAUUUAGAGUUAUUUAUGUAACUUUAGUUGUGAUACAAAUGUUGGGCUAUAUGUUCUGAUUUUAUAUACAUUCUAAGGCUGCAUGAGCAAAUCCAAUGAUGAUUUGAAAAAAGUUGCAUGAAAGGCAUAAGCUCUGCUUUGUUUUUUUGCGCAUUACACACUUCAUCAGUCUCGCAUUCACAAUUUGACAAGCACUUGAUAAUGCCUCUAAUUUCCCGGCUGCAUCCCCUUUGUGUGGCCAUAAUCCCCCCAAAGAAAUCCAUGCCUUUUGCAGCAAGUGGCCAUUGUGCCUUUGGGCUGAAUAUAAUAAUUAUAAUUCCCUUCUCCCCGCUGCGUGUCGAAGCACCUCUCACUCACAUGGCUCUCAGUCACGUGAUCGGUUCUUCUCACAGGCUAUAAGUGAAGACAGACACAUUGGGGGCGCAACUGCACGCGUCCUUAUCCAAUUCCGAGGCGCAUAUUGAAGAUAUUGGAAGAACUGUCCACAUUUACUUUUCGUCAGCCAACAAGAUGAGUAGGCCUAGCGAACAGCAAAAGCACUAGCCUAUGUCAAUCUACUGUCCCCGAUAGUACAAAAGUUGACUUAUUCAAUUCUGUGCGAUAAAUAAAUAUUCCAAACAUAGUCCGGGACAGUUGUGGGAUGCGAUAGAUCCCAAAUUAAUACAACCAAUAGCAUCAAAAAAACUGUUUUAAGCAAUGAGCCUGAUGCAACAAAUGAUAACAUAUAGCUUAAAAUGUUGAUAAACUAUUAGGCUAUUUCUUCACAUUAUAAGCGCAGCAAUGAGCACAUGGCAGUAGGCUAUAAGCAUGAAUGUUCCAUUAGCAGGAAAACACCAUUCUCAAAAGUGAUCACAAAUGUGAUUAUGCAUGUAAUGCUUUUAUUAUAAAGGUGCAUUUUUAUGGUGAAAAUAAUCUUCCCCAAAAUUGAAACUCACGCGCUGCAUAUGUAUGCCAUUUAGGCUCUACACCCAUUGUAAAGUGGAUUAAUGUGCUUCAAUUUAAGAAGUUAUUUGGCCACUUUAGUUGUUAUACAAACCUUAUCAGAACAUAUAAGCCUAUGGGCUACGCUACAUGAGGUGUGCGACUAUGAUUUGAAAAGGUCGCCAAAAAAAGAAUGCGCUUUUUGCCUUAAGCUGGGCAUCAUUCACAAGUGAUAAUAUAUAAUUCACAAGUUAUAGGCUAAUAUUGUCACCCAUCACACUAAUAUUGAUUUAAUCUUGACUUUAUAUAUACUAAAUAAUAUACAGUGCAUUCGGAAAAUAUUGAGACCCAUUGACUUUUUCCACAUUGUGUUACGUUACAGCCUAAUUCUACACACAAUACCCCAUAAUGACAAAGCGAAAACAGGUUUUUAGAAAUAUUUGCACAUUUAUACAAAAUAAAAAACAGAAAUACCUUAUGUACAUAAGUAUUCAGACCCUUUGCUAUGAGACUCAAAAUUGAGCUCAGGUGCAUCCUGUUUCCAUUGAUCAUCCUUGAGCUGUUUCUACAACUUGAUUGGAGUCCACCUGUGGUAAAUUCAAUUGAUUGGACAUGAUUUGGAAAGGCACACACCUGUCUAUAUAAGGUCCCACAGUUGACAGUGCAUGUCAGAGCAAAAACCAAGAGGUCAAAGGAAUUGUCCGUAGAGCUCCGAGACAUGGUUGUGUCAAGGCACAGAUCUGGGGAAGGGUACCAAAAAAAUUCUGCAGCAUUGAAGGUCCCCAACAACACAGUGGCCUCUAUCAUUCUUGAAUGGAAGACGUUUGGAACCACCAAGACUCUUCCUAGAGCUGUUCGCCCGGCCAAACUGAGCAAUCGGGUGAGAAGGGCCUUGGUCAGGGAGGUGACCAAGAACCAGAUGAUCACUCUGACAGAGCUCCAGAGUUCUUCUGUGGAGAUGGGAGAACCUUCCAGAAGGACAGCCAUCUCUGCAGCAGUCCACCAAUCAGGCCUUUAGCAGUCCACCAAUCAGACGGAAGCCACUCCUCAGUAAAAGGUACAUGACAAGCGUCACGUCUGGAGGAAACCUGGCACCAUCCCUACGGUGAAGCAUGGGAGUGGCAGCAUCAUGCUGUCGGGAUGUUUUUCAGGGACUGGGAGACUAGUCAGGAUCGAGUGAAAGAUUAACAGAGCAAAGUACUGUAGUGGAAUUUUACUGUGUCUCUUUCUGCUUACAGUGUCUCACACUUAUCAUUCAUGUUUGAACUGUUGCAUAGUUAGAAAUGCGCCUGCCAUAGACAGACAGGGUGUCUGAGGUUUUCUCUCACAAGGUCGGCUCAGCGGGAGUGGAAAUAUUGGCUGAACACACAGACAGUGGUUGCCAGGUGUUCUCCUCCUUUGCAGCCGGUCUCUGGGAGCAAACACUUUGCUGAGAAAGGAUGCACUUGGCUAUCUUUGUGUAACCCAAAGUGAUAGUAUAACAUUGCUGAGGGGCAAGUAUCUCCUCAGAGCUUCUGACUAACUUGUACAUGAAGUGCUGUUUGUCUGUAAUCUCUCUGCUGGCGUGAAUAAACUAAUUCAUUUAAGCUUGACUUUGGGGCCCUUAGUGGUAAUUUCCACGACAGUACAGCAAGAUCCUUGAUGAAAACCUGCUCCAGAGUGCUCAUGUCCUCAGACUGGGGCGAGGGUUCACCUUCCAACAGGACAACAACUCUAAGCACACAGCCAAGACAACGCAGGAGUGGCUUCGGGACAAGUCUCUGAAUGUCCUUGACUGGCCCAGCUAGAGCCCGGACAUGAACCCGAUCGAACAUCUCUGGAGAGACCUGAAAAUAGCUGUGCAGCGACACUCCCCAUCCAACCUGACAGAGCUUGACUCGUGACCGCCGGUGUUGCGGUAAUACGGUCACCGUAACAGCCCUAGGGGUGAGAGUUUGAGGGAGUGGAUUGAAUGCCAAUAAGAGUUUUAGUAUGGCCCUUUGUUCCAGGAGCGGAAGACGUGUGUUUGUGCAGCUUUUGUGUGGUUGUGACUGAGUGGGGCUUUAUGUGUUUCUAGUUAGUAUUUCGCACAUUGUAAUGUAAACACAGACUCAUUGACACACGCACACUUACACAGUGGCAUAUACUGUAUGCAUACACACACAUACACACACACACACAGACACACACACACACUUAUAUGCAUAAAUAUGUAAGUGGAAUAUCGUUAUAGGCAUAUAUUUUUCCAUCUGUCUGUUCAUGUGUGUGUGUUACUCUUUGUCAUUGUAUGGGAUCAAAGAGAGCCUCUGUUCUGACACUCCAAGUGUGUUUGCUGUCAUCUCACAAUGGCUGGGAAGUGUGUGUAUGUGUGUGUGUGUGUGUGUGUGUGUGUGUGUGUGUGUGUGUGUGUGUCAUCGCAUGGUGUGGGUGGAGGGACUGUUUAGCGUCGGCUGUGCUGUGUGUGUGUGUGUGUGUGUGUGUGUGUGUGUGUGUGUGUGUGUGUGUGUGUGUGUGAUCGCAAGGUGUGGGUGAAGGGACUGCCACAGACAAAGUGAUGAGUGUAUAAGAAGGAGAGGAAGAAGAAGAAAAAGGAGGGAGGGAGGAAGGAUGAGGCGGUGGCCCUCCACCUCACACACACUGUCAGGUUCUUGAUCCCGCCUGCUUGUCACUUUAACGACCCGUCAAAUCACACACGCCUCAUCUGCUGCUUGUUCCGCCUCCCGGAGUUAUUGGCGGCUGGGGUUUUAGUGGCCGCAUAAAUUGAAGUGGAUUGUUGUUGUUUUUUAAGAGAGGACAAUGACACGAUCUUCAUCAUCAUCAGUGGGGACUCAGGUGACAUUGUUUUGGUGCGGAGUGCCAGCGGUAAAGUGGAGUUUAUGACAGGGACUUGAAGUGUAUGGGCAGAGACCCGUCAGGAAGACUGGAUCAGAUUACCAUACGAGCAGUGUGUGUGUGUGUGUGUGGCUGCCGUGAUAAAGGAGUGCAGCACAACAGGCAGUUAGGCACACAUGUACAGAUGCACAAACACACGCACACACACACACACACUGCUAUAUAAAGUGGGGGGAAAAAGUAUUUAUUCAGCCACCAAUUGUGCAAGUUCUCCCACUUAAAAAGAUGAGAGGCCUGUAAUUUUCAUCAUAGGUACACGUCAACUAUGACAGACAAAUUGAGGAAAAAAAAUCCAUAAAAUCACAUUGUAGGAUUUUUAAUGAAUUUAUUUGCAAAUGAUGGUGGAAAAUAAGUAUUUGGUCACCUACAAACAAGCAAGAUUUCUGGCUCUCACAGACCUGUAACUUCUUCUUUAAGAGGCUCCUCUGUCCUCCACUCAUUACCUGUAUUAAUGGCACCUGUUUGAACUUGUUAUCAGUAUAAAAGACACCUGUCCACAACCUCAAACAGUCACACUCCAAACUCCACUAUGGCCAAGACCAAAGAGCUGUCAAAGGACACCAGAAACAAAAUUGUAGACCUGCACCAGGCUGGGAAGACUGAAUCUGCAAUAGGUAAGCAGCUUGGUUUGAAGAAAUCAACUAUGGGAGCAAUUAUUAGGAAAUGGAAGACAUACAAGACCACUGAUAAUCUCCCUCGAUCUGGGGCUCCACGCAAGAUCUCACCCUGUGGGGUCAAAUUUUUUAUUUUUUUUUAACCUUUAUUUAACCAGCUAAGCCAGUUGAGAACAAGUUCUCAUUUACAACUGCGACCUGGCCAAGAUAAAGCAAAGCAGUGCGAUAAAAACAACACAGAGUUACAUAUGGGGUAAAAAAACAAAGUCAAAAAUACAACAGAAAAUAUAUAUACAGUGUGUGCAAAUGUAGCAAGUUAUGGAGGUAAGGCAAUAAAUAGGCUAUAGUGCAAAAUAAUUACAAUAGUAUUAACACUGGAAUGCUAGAUGUGCAAGAGAUUAUGUGCAAAUAGAGAUACUGGGGUGCAAAAGAGCAAAAUAAAUAACAAUAUAGGGAUGAGGUAGUUGGGUGGGCUAAAUUCAGAUGGGCUGUGUACAGGUGCAGUGAUCGGUAAGGUGCUCUGACAACUGAUGCUUAAAGUUAGUGAGGGAGAUAAGAGUCUCCAGCUUCAGAGAUUUUUGCAAUUCGUUCCAGUCAUUGGCAGCAGAGAACUGGAAGGAAUGGCGGCCAAAGGAGGUGUUGGCUUUGGGAAUGACCAGUGAGAUAUACCUGCUGGAGCGCAGACUACGGGUGGGUGCUGCUAUGGUGACCAAUGAGCUAAGAUAAGGCGGGGAUUUGCCUAGCAGUGAUUUAUAGAUGGCCUGGAGCCAGUGGGUUUGACGACGAACAUGUAGUGAGGACCAGCCAACAAGAGCGUACAGGUCACAGUGGUGGGUAGUGUAUGGGGCUUUGGAGACAAAACGGAUGGCACUGUGAUAGACUACAUCCAAUUUGCUGAGUAGAGUGUUGGAGGCUAUUUUGUAAAUGACAUCGCCGAAGUCAAGGAUCGGUAGGAUAGUCAGUUUUUACGAGGGCUUGUUUGGCAGCAUGAGUGAAGGAGGCUUUGUUGCGAAAUAGGAAGCCGAUUCUAGAUUCUAGAUUUAACUUUGGGUUAAAAUGGUCACAAGAACGGUGAGCAAAAAUCCCAGAACCACACGGGGGACCUAGUGAAUGACCUGCAGAGAGCUGGGACCAAAGUAAAAAAAGCCUACCAUCAGUAACACACUACGCCGCCAGGGACUCAAAUCCUGCAGUGCUAGAUGUGUCCCCCUGCUUAAGCCAGUACAUGUCCAGGCCCGUCUGAAGUUUGCUAGAGUGCAUUUGGAUGAUCCAGAAGAGGAUUGGGAGAAUGUCAUUUGGUCAGAUGAAACGAAAAUAUUACUUUUUGGUAAAAACUCAACUCGUCGUGUUUGGAGGACAAAGAAUGCUGAGUUGCAUCCAAAGAACACCAUACCUACUGUGAAGCAUGGGGGUGGAACAUCAUGCUUUUGGGCUGUUUUUCUGCAAAGGGACAAGGACGACUGAUCCGUGUAAAGGAAAUAAUUAAUGGGGCCAUGUAUCGUGAGAUUUUGAGUGAAAACCUCCUUCCAUCAGCAAGGGCAUUGAAGAUGAAACGUGGCUGGAUCUUUCAGCAUGACAAUGAUCCCAAACACACCGCCCGGGCAACAAAGGAGUGGCUUCGUAAGAAGCAUUCAAGGUCCUGGAGUGGCCUAGCCAGUCUCCAGAUCUCAAACCCCAUAGAAAAUCUUUGGAGGGAGUUGAAAGUCCGUGUUGCCCAGCGACAGCCCCCAAAACAUCACUGCUCUAGAGGAGAUCUGCAUGGAGGAAUGGGCCAAAAUACCAGCAACAAUGUGUGAAAAACCUUGUGAAGACUUACAGAAACGUUUGACCUGUGUCAUUGCCAACAAAGGGUAUAUAACAAAGUAUUGAGAAACUUUGUUAUUGACCAAAUACUUAUUUUCUACCAUAAUUUGCAAAUAAAUUCAUUAAAAAUCCUACAAUGUGAUUUUCUGGAUUUUUUUUCUUCUCAUUUUGUCUGUCAUAGUUGACGUGUACCUAUGAUGAAAAUUACAGGCCUCUCUCAUCUUUUUAAGUGGGAGAACUUGCACAAUUGGUGGCUGACUAAAUACUUUUUUUUCCCACUGUAUAUUACCAAAAACAGUGUUAUUCAAAUUCAAUGACAGAGAAGUUUUUCUGUCUAAAUGUCAACCAACAGAGACCAGACUAGGGGCUGGAUUUAAUCCUUAUCGCCAAAGUAUCGCGGAAGAUCCACGUUAUAGGUAAAUUUUUAUUUAAAGGCAAUGUUCCCGGCUCAAUCGGAAAUUACCUUUACAUUUUAAUGAAGAUCUUCCGCUAUACGGAUUGAAUCCAGCCCUAGAACCUGGACUGACACGCAUUUUCUUUCUCCUGGUACCUCACAGCAGUUGAGCCACCCCAACGUGAUUAAGUACCUGGACUCGUUCGUCGAGGACAACAAGCUCAACAUCGUACUGGAGCUGGCAGAUGCUGGCGACCUCUCCCAGAUGACCAAGGUGUGUGUGUGAGUGAGUGAGUGAGUGAGUGAGUGAGUGAGUGAGUGAGUGAGGAGUGAGGUUGAGUGAGGUGAGUGAGUGAGUGGAAGUGAGUGAGUGAGUGAGUGAGUGAGUGAGUGAGUGAGAGAGGAGAUCUCUCCUCCUCUCUCGCUCGUCUCUCUCUCUCUCUUCUCUCUCGCUGCUCUCUCUCUCUCUCUCUCUCUUCUCUCUCUCUCUUCGCUCUCUCUCUCUCUACGCUCUCUCUCUCUCUCUCUCCUCCUCCUCUCUCUCUCCUCCUCUCCGAAGCGAGAGAGAGAGAGUGAUUUUUGGGGAUGCAAUUUUUUUGUGGGAUGUUUGUGUGAGAGAGGGAUAGGAAGGAUAGUCCCCCCAACUGGGGGGCUCUGACAUACCCGAACUCUCCUAGCCUCUCUUUGGCUCUAAUCGCCUGCACUGUCAAAAAACGGCGCCCGCGCGCUCUCAUCCCCCAUCACACACACCCUCCACACAAUCUCUCUCCCAUGCCCACCGCCACCUUCCUCUCCUCAUACUUUCCUCAUCUGUUCUCUUUCUCCUUCUUCGUCGUCUCCUCAUCUUUUUUUCUCUAUCCUUUUCUUCUCCUCUUUCCUUCUAUCCUCUGCCUCUCUCUUCCCUCUUGCAUUUUUCUUCUUAUUUGUUCCUAAUCUUUGCAUGUUGUCCGUCUUUGUCCGUCUUCUUCUCCCUCUCAUAUCAUGUCCUUGUCUGUCCUGUCUCCUCUCAUUGCCCCCAAAUCAUUCAUCUUUGAUACUUUCUCUCUCGUCCGUGUCCCUUCCCCCAAUCCUCAUCUCUACUUUUUUCCCCCUUUUCUAACUCUGUUCUUUUCUUCCGCCAUUGUUAUUCGGGCUCUUCUUUUCUCCUAUUCCCUGAUUAAUGUUAUUAUUCUCCCUCUUAAUUCACUCAAGAGGCACUCACUCUCAGUUCACACAGUUCCAUACACAGUUCAAUACAUGCAAAUGUAAUUUCGUGACACCUUUCUCUCUCGCAAAUUCCCAAAAAGUCAAAUCCAAACUUUCCCUUCCCAUCUUCAUUUGACUUUCUCCUGUCCUUUUCUUUAUCAAGGCAUCCAUUAUGACGUAGAAAGAUAUUCCUAAUUCCAACUCUCAACUCAACAAUUGGCAGAUCACAGUCAAAAACACCUCUUGCUGGGGUCAAAAUUUUCAUAGCUAUCAUUAAAAUACACUCUUUAUUCCAAAAAAACUGAAGAAGUUCAGUGGUGGUAAAAAGCGGAAAAGAAAAUAACAUUUUGUUGUUUUGGGGCAUUUAAUUAGCCAUUAUGUUUUAAUUAGGUGCUUGCUCUGGCGCAGGCGGUGUAAACAUCUUUUAGGCUGCCUCUGCCCAAUGGAUUCUCAUUACGCACUCAAACAGAGUAGGGUGGGGGCUAAAUGUUAAUGCACAGAUUAAUAAUUCUUUAGUGUUACACACUAUUUUGGGGGCCUGUCUGACAUUAUCAGGGGUUUUUUGAGAGAGAUCAUGGAGCGGAAGUCUCAUAGGUACACGUCAACUAUGACAGAUAAAUUGAGGGAAAAAAAUCCAGAAAAUCACAUUGUAGGAUUUUUAAUGAAUUUAUUUGCAAAUUAUGGUGGAAAAUAUGUAUUCGGUCACCUACAAACAAGCAAGAUUUCUGGCUCUCACAGACCUGUAACUUCUUCUUUAACAGGCUCCUCUGUCCUCCACUCGUUACCUGUAUUAAAUGCACCCGUUUGAAACUUGUUAUCAGUAUAAAAGACACCUGUCCACAACCUCAAACAGUCACACUCCAAACUCCACUAUGGCCAAGACCAAAGAGCUGUCAAAGGACACCAGAAACAAAAUUGUACACCUGCACCAGGCUGGGAAGACUGAAUCUGCAAUAGGUAAGCAGCUUGGUUUGAAGAAAUCAACUGUGGGAGCAAUUAUUAGGAAAUGGAAGACAUACAAGACCACUGAUAAUCUCCCUCGAUCUGGGGCUCCACGCAAGAUCUCACCCCGUGGGGUCAAAAUUAUCACAAGAACGGUGAGCAAAAAUCCCAGAACCACACGGGGGGACCUAGUGAAUGACCUGUAGAGAGCUGGGACCAAAGUAACAAAGCCUACCAUCAGUAACACACUACGCCCGCCAGGGACUCAAAUCCUGCAGUGCCAGACGUGUCCCCCUGCUUAAGCCAGUACAUGUCCAGGCCCGUCUGAAGUUUGUUAGAGUGCAUUUGGAUGAUCCAGAAGAGGAUUGGGAGAAUGUCAUAUGGUCAGAUGAAACCAAAAUAUAAAUUAUUGGUAAAAACUCAACUCGUUGUGUUUGGAGGACAAAGAAUGCUGAGUUGCAUCCAAAGAACACAAUACCUACUGUGAAGCAUGGGGGUGGAAACAUCAUGUUUUGGGGCUGUUUUUCUGCAAAGGGACCAGGACAACUGAUCCGUGUAAAGGAAAGAAUGAAUGGGGCCAUGUAUCGUGAGAUUUUGAGUGAAAACCUCCUUCCAUCAGCAAGGGCAUUGAAGAUGAAACGUGGCUGGGUCUUUCAGCAUGACAAUGAUCCCAAACACACCACCCGGGCAACGAAGGAGUGGCUUCGUAAGAAGCAUUUCAAGGUCCUGGAGUGGCCUAGCCAGUCUCCAGAUCUCAACCCCAUAGAAAAUCUUUGGAGGGAGUUGAAAGUCCGUGUUGCCCAGCGACAGCCCCAAAACAUCACUGCUCUAGAGGAGAUCUGCAUGGAGGAAUGGGCCAAAAUACCAGCAACAAUGUGUGAAAACCUUGUGAAGACUUACAGAAAACGUUUGACCUGUGUCAUUGCCAACAAAGGGUAUAUAACAAAGUAUUGAGAAACUUUUGUUAUUGACCAAAUACUUAUUUUCUACCAUAAUUUGCAAAUAAAUUCAUUAAAAAUCCUACAAUGUGAUUUUAUGGAUUAUUUUUCUUCUGAUUUUGUCUGUCAUAGUUGACGUGUACCUAUGAUGAAAAUUACAGGCCUCUCUCAUCUUUUUAAGUGGGAGAACUUGCACAAUUGGUGGCUGACUAAAUACUUUUUUUUCCCACUGUAUAUUACCAAAAACAGUGUUAUUCAAAUUCAAUGACAGAGAAGUUUUUCUGUCUAAAUGUCAACCAACAGAGACCAGACUAGGGGCUGGAUUUAAUCCUUAUCGCCAAAGUAUCGCGGAAGAUCCACGUUAUAGGUAAAUUUUUAUUUAAAGGCAAUGUUCCCGGCUCAAUCGGAAAUUACCUUUACAUUUUAAUGAAGAUCUUCCGCUAUACGGAUUGAAUCCAGCCCUAGAACCUGGACUGACACGCAUUUUCUUUCUCCUGGUACCUCACAGCAGUUGAGCCACCCCAACGUGAUUAAGUACCUGGACUCGUUCGUCGAGGACAACAAGCUCAACAUCGUACUGGAGCUGGCAGAUGCUGGCGACCUCUCCCAGAUGACCAAGGUGUGUGUGAGUGAGUGAGUGAGUGAGUGAGUGAGUGAGUGAGUGAGUGAGUGAGUGAGUGAGUGAGUGAGAGAGAGAGAGAGAGAGAGAGAGAGAGAGAGAGAGAGAGAGAGAGAGAGAGAGAGAGAGAGAGAGAGAGAGAGAGAGAGAGAGAGAGAGAGAGAGAGUUUUGGGGAGAUGCAAUUUUUUUGUGGGAUGUGUGUGUGAGAGAGGGAUGAGGAAAGGAGAGUCCCCCAUGCUCUGACAGACACGAACUCUCCAUAGCCUCUCUGUGGCUCUAAUCGCCUGACACUGUCACUCCCCAUCACACACACCCUCCACACAAUCUCUCUCCUCAUCGCUCCACCUUCCUCUCCUCAUGACUUUCCUCAUCUGUUCUCUUCUCCUUCUUCGUCUGUCUCCGCAUCUGUUUUUCUCUACCUCUUCUCAUCUCUCUUUCCUCUCCUCUUGCCUCUCUCUUCCCUCUGCAUUUUCUUCUUAUUUGUUCCUAAUCUUUGCAUGUUGUCCAGUCUUUGUCCGUCUCUCUUCUCCUCUCAUAUCAUGUCCUUGUCUGUCCUGCUCCUCUCAUUGCCCCAAAUCAUUCAUCUUUGAUACUUUCUCCUCGUCCGUGUCCCUUCCCCAAUCCUCAUCUCUACUUUUCCCCCUUUUCUACUCUGUUCUUUUCUUCCGCCAUUGUUAUGUCUGGCUCUUCUUUCUCCCUAUUCCUGAUUAAUUUUUUAUUAUUCUCCCUCUUAAUUCACUCAAGAGGCACUCACUCUUCAGUUCACACAGUUCAUACACAGUUCAUACAUGCAAAUGUAUUUCGGGACACCUUUCUCUCUCUGCAAAGUUCCCAAAAAGUUCAAAUCCAAACUGUUCCCUUCCCCAUCUUCAGUUUGACUUUCUCCCUGUCUUUUCUUUUAUCAAGGCAUCAUUAUGACGUAGAAAGAUAUUCCUAAUUCCAAGCUCUCAACUCAACCAAUUUGCAGAUCACAGUCAAAAACAUCUCUUGCUGGGGGCAAAUUUCAUAGCUAUCAUUAAAAUACACGCUUCAUUCCAAAAAAACUGAAGAAGUUCAGUGGUGGUAAAAAGCGGAAAGAAAAUAAACAUUUGUUGUUUUGGGGCAGUUUAAUUAGCCAGAUUAGUGUUAAUUAGGUGCUUGGCUCUGUGCGCAGGCGGUGUAAACUCUUGUUAGGCUGCCUCUGCCAAAUGGCUUCUCAUUACGCACUCAAACAGAGGUAGGGAGGGGGCUAAAUGGUAAUGCACAGAUUAAUAAUUCUUUAGAUGUUACACACUAUUUUGGGGGCUGUCUGACAUUGAAUCAGGGGUUUUUGAGAGAGAGUGUGUAAGGGGAAUACAGGCUUUCCUUGCAGCUCUGUUUCUAUCUCCCUCUCCUGCAGUCCUUUAGGAAAAAAGAGGAGGCUCAUCCCGGAGAGGACAAUAUGGAAAUAUUCUGUCCAGCUGUGCAGUGCCCUGGAGCACAUGCACUCCCGUAGAGUCAUGGUAAACAACCGGUACCACUCAUUCACUAACUCCUCUUCCUCUCUUCACUUCCUAACUUCUUGGCUUCUUUCUUCUCUCUUUUCUAUCUGCCUAAUCCCUCUUUCCAUUUCUCUCUCUCUUUGAUUCAGUCCCACCUUUCACAUUCUCUCGCACCUAGGCUAUUCAUUUCUCCUCUCUUCUUUUCAUCUCUCAUUCACCUCUCUUUACAUCUUUAUUCCUUCACCUUUCCCUUUCUCUCACUCACACCCUUCUUUCUCUUCCUUCCUCUCUCCUCACUCACUCACCCCCUUCUCAUUCUCCAUCCACUAUUUUUUAUCUCUCUCUCACUACCUCCCCCUUUUCUCUCACUACCUCCCCCUCCCCCACAAAUUUCAGCAAAACCUGCCAACCUUUGCCAACUUUUCUUUAUACAGUAUAUUACAUUUAUUGCCGGCGACAAAGCCUCUACUUUUAUUUCCGCCAACCGACCUAGUCAUGAUUGCGGUUAAAUUCUGAAUGCUUAGUAUGAAAUGUAGCUGUAAUGCUGAGGCGGCAUUACGCUCAGCUCCCAUUACUACUAUCCUCCUGGUAGUUCUAAACUUUGCGACGUAUGUCACUUCACCCAUCCCUUCGCGUAGCCCACCACAUGCACUGUUUUCUUAACCACAACUGGAUGGCUCCAUAAAGAAUUACUGUGGGAAUAAAAUCACUGAAUGACGAAAAUAUUGGAAUAAAGCAGGGUAAUGCAAUUGAAGGCAUCAAAUGAUUGCUUAGGCCUAUUGAAACUCCCAAAGUCAUCCAAUUUAAUACAUUUCAAGCAAUAGCCUACCCGUGUGUGGUCAACUAUUUCAGCACCAUUUCGUGCUGUUUUGGGGACUCGUCUUGAUAAAUCAAUCAAUGUCAGAUUUUUAUUUUCACGAAAUCUCAGUUUGGAUAUUGGUUAAGCUACAUUUAGGCUGUGUAAAUGUUAGCUAAAUUGAGGUGAGUGCGGCUCAUGAUUAUCUUGUCUAGUUGGCUCAUUUAUUAGCACUGAUCAGAAUAUUUUGCCAACACUUUAUUAGUUACAGUAUGUAACUUAUCAGGUGGAUUAUUUUGUUCUUCACUCGCAGUCGCUUAGUAGCCUAGACCUACUCUCGACCAAAAGUCUGUGACUUGUCUUAAUCAAUCAAUGUGAUUUUGUUUAACUGAAUCUCCAUCUGUAUAAUCAGUUAAUUCUUUGGCUGGGUAAAUACAGUGGGGAGAACAAGUAUUUGAUACACUGCCGAUUUUGCAGGUUUUCCUACUUACAAAGCAUGUAGAGGUCUGUAAUUUUUAUCAUAGGUACACAAACUGUGAGAGACGGAAUCUAAAACAAAAAUACAGAAAAUCACAUUGUAUGAUCUUUAAGUAAUUAAUUUGCAUUUUAUUGCAUGACAUAAGUAUUUGAUACAUCAGAAAAGCAGAACUUAAUAUUUGGUACAGAAACCUUUGUUUGCAAUUACAGAGAUCAUACUUUCCUGUAGGUCUUGACCAGGUUUGCAGACACUGCAGCAGGGAUUUUGGCCCAAUCCUCCAUACAGACCUUCUCCAGAUCCUUCAGGUUUCGGGGCUGUCGCUGGGCAAUAUGAACUUUCAGCUUCCUCCAAAGAUUUUCUAUUGGGUUCAGGUCUGGAGACUGGCAAGGCCACUCCAGGAUCUUGAGAUGCUUCUUACGGAGCCACUCCUUAGUUGCCCUGGCUGUGUGUUUUGGGUCGUUGUCAUGCUGGAAGAUCCAGCCACAACCCAUCUUCAAUGAUCUUACUGAGGGAAGGAGGUUGUUGGCCAAGAUCUCGUGAUACAUGGCCCCAUCCAUCCUCCCCUCAAUACGGUGCAGUCGUCUUGUCCCCUUUGCAGAAAAGCAUCCCCAAAGAAUGUUUCCACCUCCAUGCUUCACGGUUGGGAUGGUGUUCUUGGGGGUUGUACUCAUCCUUCUUCUUCCUCCAAACACGGCGAGUGGAGUUUAGACCAAAAAGCUCUAUUUUUGUCUCAUCAGACCACAUAACCUUGUCCCAUUCCUCCUCUGGAUCAUCCAGAUGGUCAUUGGCAAACUUAAGAUGGGCCUGGACAUGCGCUGGCUUGAGCAGGGGGACCUUGCGUGCGCUGCAGUAUUUUAAUCCAUGACGGCGUAGUGUGUUACUAAUGGUUUUCUUUGAGACUGUGUUCCCAGCUCUCUUCAGGUCAUUGACCAGGUCCUGCCGUGUAGUUCUGGGCUGAUCCCUCACCUUCCUCAUGAUCAUUGAUGCCCCACGAGGUGAGAUCUUGCAUGGAGCCCCAGACCGAGGGUGAUUGACCGUCAUCUUGAACUUCUUCCAUUUUCUAAUAAUUGCGCCAACAGUUGUUGCCUUCUCACCAAGCUGCUUGCCUAUUGUCCUGUAGCCCAUCCCAGCCUUGUGCAGGUCUACAAUUUUAUCCCUGAUGUCCUUACACAGCUCUCUGGUCUUGGCCAUUGUGGAGAGGUUGGAGUCUGUUUGAUUGAGUGUGUGGACAGGUGUCUUUUAUACAGGUAACGAGUUCAAACAGGUGCAGUUAAUGAGUGGAGAACAGGAGUGCUUCUUAAAGAACAACUAACAGGUCUGUGAGAGACGGAAUUUUUACUGGUUGGUAGGUGAUCAAAUACUUAUGUCAUGCAAUAAAAUGCAAAUUAAUUACUUAAAAAAUCAUACAAUGUGAUUUUCUGGAUUUUUCACAGUUGAAGUGUACCUAUGAUAAAAAUUACAGACCUCUACAUGCUUUGUAAGUAGGAAAACCUGCAAAAUUGGCAGUGUAUCAAAUACUUGUUCUCCCCACUGUAUGUGUUUGUGUAAGGUGGAGUAAAUAAAACCCUUAAUACGUAUUCCUGCGCCUGUCUAAUCAUUAUACAACAUGACAUAAGCUAAAUAGUUGUAAUUGUUUUUAGAAGUUCAUACAAAGGAUCAUUUUGAUAUUUGAUUUUGAAGACCCCUUGAAGUAUAAAAAAUAAAUAUACACAAAUUAUUUGAUGAACAUUUUUAUUUGUUCUUACUGUUAUUAGCCCAUACAAAUGCAUUGAAUAACAGAUUAACUACAUCGGACAACAGAUAAUAAAGCAAGUUUGUUCUGAAGUGUCUGUCCUAUAUCUGAGAGACAUAAGAAAGAUCAGGAAACAUUUUUUUUUUUGUACAUGUAUUUAAUCCUUUUUUUUUUUGUCACUAAACAAUCUCCAUAUAUACUUCCAUUAAUUUUUUCAACUGGUACCGGGGGACCUUCAGACGAGUCUUGUGAGGCCUGUGGGCAUCUUAGAGCAAAACAACCAAUAUGUACGUGAGAGUCUCAUCUUUCCACUAAGGGGUCAUAUUAACGUGAAUCCCAAAUGGUUCAGACGCUACAGACAGAAGUUGGCAGAUCGGGUGUACCGACUUCAGACGAGUCCCAUCAGGCCUGUAGGCGUCCUAGAGCACUUUAAAAAAUGUUUUUAUUUAAAAAAAGAAACCCCUAAACACACCCCUCCCCUAAUUGGAGUAAAUUAAUGGACAACAAUACUUCCAGCUUAUACAUCCUAUAUACUGUACAUUUUACGGACACAGUAUACUUUACAUUAGUUAUAUUAUUUUAAUGCUAAACUUUUAAACACUUCAAAAUUUGGUGUUUGAGAAACAUGGAUGAACGUCUAAUUCUGACGUCAGACUGUGAGAGCUUGUUGAGGAAAUGUGUUUCCUAGGUAGGUGAGUGAGUUCUCUGCUGGGAGUGAUUCAGGUCAGAGUAGGUACAGGAAACAGAUUGUUGCCAUUACAUCAGCUCCAGCCUUGCCGCAGGUUAAUCUCUCACAGGAAGAGGUGAGGCUGGUUCAGAGGCAGUCAACAACACAAUCACCGGCCGGUCAGAUCGGUGACACUACACUUCCCACUCACACAAUCGAGGGAAUGGUGUUGCCAUAGCCAACUAUACCGGGGACAAGUGCCAACGCAGGGUCCUUAGGUUGAGAAAGACUCACCUAGGAGAUGUAAUUAAUUUAUCAUCUGAAAUGAAUAUAAAACGACCAUGUCAAUGCAGAGAGAUUAGAUGUCUAUACUAUAUGAUAAUCCCAGUAUUGUUAACAGCCAGAGCUCCCUUAAAAGUGAAUUCUAUCUCAAUGGGACUCAUCUGGAUAAAGAAACAAUAAAAAAAUAACUGACUGUCUGUUCUCUCUCUCUGUGACAGACAUCAAGCCAGCCAACGUGUUCAUCACAGCUACAGGAGAGGGACUGGGACGCUUUUUCAGCUCCAAGACCACCGCCGCACACUCCUUAGGUAACACACACACACACAUACUCAGGAACGAAGACACACAGGAAUACAGAAACACAGAAACACACACACAGAUGCACAGAAACAUACACGUGCACAUACACGUACACGCACACACACACACCCUAGGUAACACAUGUACAAACACACAUAGGCACAAAGUGAGAAAAACAAUCAUGCUCAUAUGGUCAUACACUCAUUCUCAAAUGCUCUCUCUCACAGAAAAACACAAACAUUUUGAGAAACACAAACACAUGCAGGGCUGCAUGUACACACAGUGUACAUACAUGCCUGCAUGUACACACAGUGUACACACAAUUGCAACACACACACACACACACACACACACACACACACAAGAUGCCUCCAUCAAUAACUUUGGGUAUAGCCUCAGAGAGCAGCACCUUUUCUAACAAGCCCUUGCCGGUCUCCUUGGCAACCACUCACAGUGCCAUAGCGCCAUUAAGGUCGCUGACCUAUGCAUUUGCAUUUGCAAAUCUAUUCAGUGUCUGCGUCUGCUUUCCCCCUUAAGGUAGAGAUGGAUAGAUGGGAUGGCUUUUACGGGGGGUUGGGGCUGGAGCUGGAAUGAGUGUUGAGCCAAUUAGUGUAUGCUGCCUUACGGUUUUGUGGAUCGACUUUCACCCAAACAAAAGCAAGCAUCAGUGUAUUGUCGCUAGUGAGGUGUUUUACAUAUUGGUAGUGGAUCCUUUACAUUAGCUGCUGGUUUGGGGGCCCUAUUCAAUCACAAACUGGCAAAAUGAUUUGGGGUAUAUAAGUUAAGUGAUUGUUCCUUUGUGAUGUACUUUGUAUUGUCACUUCUCUAUUCCGAUCUCUAUUGGCAAAUCAAUGUGAAUUGCAGUGUAGCUGUAGUCAUCAGUAAAGCUACGUAUUAAUGAUUGCUCAAUGAUUGCUCAAGCCAUGCACAUUUUCAAAUUAAGAUUUCUUGCUAAACAACAGUUGUCUAAAACCCUUUUUGUAUCAGUGGGGACGCCAUACUACAUAUCUCCAAAGAGGAUCCACGAGGGUGGCUACAACUUUAAGUCAUACAUCUGGUCCUUGGGAUUUCUUCUCCAUGAGGUAGGUUUACUGCUUCUAACAUACGACCACACACACUUCUGUCCUGUAAACCAGGGUCUCUAACUUCCAUCCAGGGGCGCUACUAGGUUUGCAGGUACCUGUUGUUGGUAAUUAACUAAUCAUGAUCAUCAGUCUGGAUCAUUGUUAGUUUAAUCAAGUGAGUUAGUGCUGGGCUAGAACACAAUCCUGCACACCCAGUAGCUCUUUAGCAAGCAUUGAAGCAUCUGAAACAUAUAAAAAACCUGAAGCAACACAGUAGUGAUGCUGACACAAACUAUCAAUGAAACCUAAUUCAUCCAAAUCCUGCUUGGCUGGGAGAAACAAAGCUAGAUGGAGAGGCCCACUUUGCCUAAGUAAUUGUAGGGGGAAAACAGAUUAUUACUAUUCCCAAUACAAUUCAGUAGAAAUUAGACUAAACGCAAGUUAAAAUAUAUUUUGGUAUUUUGCAAUGUAUCGUUUACAGGCAGUUAAAGACUUGUGAAUGCUACACAUUCCUAUGAGCUUUAUUAUAUGUGACACCCUGGUUGUGGUUAGGCAUCUAUUGGGCACCUGACAAGCCUCAUCGUAUCACACCUCAGUGCUAUAAAGAGAGUCCAGGGAUUCUUUUUAUUUUUUAUGACUGAAUGAGUUUUCAAACCAAAUAUAGAAAAGUGAGAAUGUUCCUCAUUCUCUUCACUUCAGAUGUUAAAGGUUUUUAUAGUUUCCCUUCCCACAGUUUCUUUGCUGUACGAAUGUGUGUAUCUGUGCACGUAUCCACAUUUCUUGCAUAUGUCUAUAUUCUUGUUUGUGCCUAAAUUUACAUUUUAGUCAUUUAGCAGACGCUCUUAUCCAGAGCGACUUACAGUUAGUGAGUGCAUACAUUUUCAUACUGGCCCCCCAUGGGAAACGAACCCACAACCCUGGCAUUGCAAGCACCAUGCUCUACCAACUGAGCUACCGGGGACUAAAAUGUGUGCGUGUGCACACACGAACAUAACAGAAACAGCUCAUUCAUACAGCUCGCAAUUCCAUUUUUCUGGAGGCUGACGCCGUGUCAGCAUUAUAUUAAACCGUCAAUAACAAUGCUCCUUCAGUCAGUCAUGGACUUGGCAUUCUCUGUUGAUAAAGGACAAGGACUGUGUCCCAAAUAGCACCCUAUUCCCUGUACAGUGCCCUAUGGGCCCUGGACAAAAGUAAUGCACUACAUAGAGAUUAUAAUUCCACUGGAGCAGAGCUAUUUAGACCCAGAUGUUUUUCAAAAGAAAGUACUGGAGGACUAUAGAGACCUGAGAUACAUAAUAAUUAUCUUAUACAUGCAGACACCAUGAUCAUCUUCAAAGACCCAGGCCUAUUGAUCUUCAGAUACACGCACGGUUAGAGCUAAUAUAACCACAAUUAGAGCAGAACAGGGUGUGUGUGCGUGUGUGAGAGAGGGUGAAGACAAUACAUCACUCACACACAUCGUGAAAAGAGACCAUUGGUUUGGUUAAACAGAAGUGUUAACGCCCGCACUCCAAAGCUCUUCUUCUUUCUGUCUGACUGUGUGCUUGCUUUGAGAUUCAUCUUUUUUUGUGUUUUGUUGUUGAGGACAGUGCCAAUGUCAUUGGGGUGAGUUUCAGUCCAUUGACGUGCAGAAAAACGGACUAUUGAUAACAAUUAUCAGAUUCCGCCCUAUUAAAAUAGAACCAUCUCUAACAUGCAGGUCCACUCUGCCGCUCUCACAUUACCAGGCAACAGGGGGAGAAUGAGCGAGAGAUAAGAGAAACAAGAGAUGAGAGAAAAUAAGUAAUGAUGAAAUGAAUGAUGAUUAAAUACAGUGUACAAAACAUUAGGAACACCUUCCUAAUAUUGAGUUGUACCCCCUUUUGCCCUCAGAACAGCCUAAAUUCAAAUUGCCAUCGAUAAAAUGCAAUUGUGUUUGUUGUCCAUUGCUUAUGCCUGCUCAUACCAUAACCCCACCGCCACCGUGAGGCAUCAGCAAACCUCUCGCCCAUAGGACGCCAAACACGCUGUCUGCCAUCUGCCCGGUACAGUUGAAACCGGGAUUCAUCCGUGAAGAGCACACUUCUCCAGCUUACCAGUGCCCAUCGAAGGUGAGCAUUUGCCAUAUGAAGUUGGUUUUCGAUGCCGAACUGCAGUCAGGUCAAGACCCUGGUGAGGACAACGAGCAUGCAGAUGAGCUUCCCUGAGACGGUUUCUGAUAGUUUAUGCAGAAGUUCUUUGGUUGUGCAAACCCACCGUUUCAUCAGCUGUCCAGGUGGCUGGUCUCAGACGAUCCCAACAGGUGAAGAAGCCAGAUGUGGAGGUCCUGGGCUGGCGUGGUUACACAUGGUCUGCGGUUGUGAGGCCGGUAGGACGUACUGCCAAAUUCUCUAAAAUGACGUUGAGGCGGCUUAUGGUAGAGAAAUGAACAUUAAAUUAUCUGGCAACAGCUCUGGUGGACAUUCCUGCAGUCAGCAUGCCAAUUGCACGCUCCCUCAAAUCUUGAGACAUCUGUGGCAUUGUGUUGUGUGACACAACUGUACAUUCUAGUGGCCUUUUAUUGUCCCCAGCACAAGGUGCACCGGUGUAAUUAUUAUGCUGUUUAAUCAGCUUCUUGAUAUAUGCCACACCUGUCAGAUGGAUGGAUUGUCUUGGCAAAGGAGAAAUGCUCACUAACAGGGAUGUAAACAAAUUUGUGCACAAAAUUUGAGAGAAAUAAGCUUUUUGUGCGUAUGUAAAAUUUCUGGGAUCUUUUAUUUCAGCUCAUGAAACAUGGGACCAACACUUUACAUGUUGCAUUUAUAUUUUUGUUCAGUAUAUGUUCACGGACGUGGAAAAGCUUUGAUCGUCAACAUAUUAGCUUUAUUAACAAUUACACUUGUCGUUUGUGUUUGAAUAUUCUUGAUGGACUGUAACGUUUUGUACAAUAACCAAUAGACUGAAUGCCUUCUUGUGUCGUCCACAGUUGCGAGACCUGGUCAGCAUGUGCAUCAGCCCUGACCUGGACCAGUGCCCUGACAUCGUGUUUGUCCUUCAGAUAGCCAAACAGAUGCAGCUGUGGACCUCCAGCAGGAGGCCCCAGAUCCCUCCACUAAGCGCCUCAGUCCUCCAA